Molecule: messenger RNA, 1199 nt
Organism: Cydia pomonella (codling moth)
Lineage: Eukaryota; Metazoa; Arthropoda; Insecta; Lepidoptera; Tortricidae
Gene: Dci
Product: enoyl-CoA delta isomerase 2
Exons: 3
Coding region: 273-1028 (251 amino acids)
Source: RefSeq, a predicted model, not a curated record
UAAAAAUCGAACUUAAAAAUUGUAAACAUUGUAAUUUGUAAUGUAUUUAUCUUAUCACUACAAAGAAAAAUACAUAUUUCUGCUCGUGAUUUAAUGUACUAGCUUAAUCAAAUGAAAUACUAUAUAUAUACAAAGGCAAGAGGCUAGAUACUGUUUUAUAACAAAUACCUACUUUAUUUACAUUUAUUCAACCUAAAAAACAAAACUUGUUGCUUUGUUUAUACCAAAGUCCACUUCGUCAAGAUUUUGCAACCGGUGUGUAAUUGCCUAAAAUGGAUAACUCUGACACUAUUAUAGAAUCGGUACAGGGGAUGAUUAAAAUAGUGACGUAUAACAAGCCUAAAAGGAAAAAUGCAAUUGACUUUGAUAUGUAUAAGAGAGUAACAAGGAUCCUUAAUGAUGGAGCGAAAGAUAGCAACGUGUCUAUGAUGGUACUCACCGGAGCAGGGGAAUACUUCAGCAGUGGCAAUGACCUGGUUGCAUUAAGGACAGCCCAUACACCCAGCUUCCUCACAGUGCUACAUGAUUUUAUUGAAGCCUUCAUUACAUUCCCCAAGUUACUUGUAGCAGUUGUGAAUGGACCGGCUGUAGGCAUUGCUGUGACCACUCUGCCACUUUGUGACUUAGUGUUUGCUGCGGAGAAUGCCUUUUUCUAUACUCCGUUUGGAAAGCUAGGUAUCACAGCGGAAGGAUGUUCAACAUUUACAUUCCCAAGAAUUAUUGGAUAUGGAAAGGCUUUGGAAAUGCUAGUGUUCAACCAAAAGAUGAAUGCCAAAGAAGCUCUGGAUUAUGGAUUUGUUAACUGUGUUUAUAAACCAGAGGAAGUCCAAACCAAGGUAUGGAACAAGCUAGUUGAAAUAUCGAAUGUUUCAAAUGAUCUAUUAACAACAACUAAAAGAUUGAUGAGAAGUUCCAUUCAAGACAAGUUGUUGGAAGUGAAUGAUGAAGAGAUUCGUCUACUGAACGAGGCUUGGUCUUCUAGAGAGUCAAAUCAAAAAGAUUCUGAUACUAUCAAAAGUAAAAUUUAAAAUAAAUAUGGUACUGAAAUCAUGAAUUUAAAAACAAUAAUUUUUGUUUGGUUCGGUAACAAUAGAAUUUAAACAGUGUAAUAACAUAUAACAGAAAUGUGAUGUAUGAUAUUAGUACCUAUACCAAUAGUUUUUUUUAAGUGCAAUAAAUAUUUUUUUGUUUGAAAUGGA